Molecule: messenger RNA, 962 nt
Organism: Lolium perenne
Lineage: Eukaryota; Viridiplantae; Streptophyta; Magnoliopsida; Poales; Poaceae
Source: RefSeq, a predicted model, not a curated record
UGUGCAAACAACCACGGAUUGCGUGCGUAUGUUUGCCAAGAUGGUGAUCAAGUUGUAUGGAGAGAAGUAUCUCCGAGCUCCAAAUGAGGAUGAUACAAAAAGGCUCAUGGAGAUCAAUGAAAAGAGGGGGUGGCCGGGGAUGCUUGGUAGUUUGGAUUGCAUGCAUUGGACAUGGAAAAAUUGUCCAAAAGCAUGGCAUGGAAUGUAUUGUGGCAAAAGUCGUGAUGCUACCAUUGUUCUUGAAGCUGUGGCCUCUCAAGACUUAUGGAUUUGGCAUGCUUUUUUUGGAUUGCCGGGGACACUCAACGACAUCAACAUCUUGAAUAGAUCCCCUUUGUUUGCAAGACUAGUUAAGGGUGAAGCUCCACCUUGUAACUACAAAGUUAUGAACAAUGAGUACACCAUGGGGUACUAUCUCACAGAUGGUAUUUACCCUAACUAUGCAACCCUUGUCAAGUCCAUAAAAGAGAAAAAUGACAGGGCUUUGACAAGAAAGGAAGCUUACUUCACCAAAAAUCAAGAGGCAUGCCGCAAGGAUAUUGAGAGAGCUUUUGGUGUCUUGCAAACAAGGUUUGCAAUUGUCCGGGGUCCUGCUAGGUUUUGGGACAAGGAAACUCUUGUUGAUGUCAUGACAUGUUGUGUGAUUCUUCACAACAUGAUCAUUGAAGAUGAAAGAGGUUUGAACUUGCCAUGUUUCUAUGACAAUGUUGGCACCCGAGUGCAGCCCGAGAGGAACCCUGAUCGGAUUGAAGCUUUUCUUGCAGCUCAUCGAGGCAUUGAAAAUGCCGAGACUCAUCACCAGCUCACCCAAGAUUUGAUUGAUCACCAUUGGCAGUUGCAUGGCCAAUGAUUUAUUACAUUCAUUUCCCAUUGUUGUAUGUGUGAAACAUUCAUUUCCUAUUGUUGUAUGUGUGAAACAUUUGUUAUUUGUUUAAUUCUUCCAUUAGAACAUUUGUUGACAU